This is a messenger RNA of Aphidius gifuensis, 7536 nucleotides long. It is a transcript of the gene Prp8, whose product is annotated as pre-mRNA-processing-splicing factor 8. Gene Ontology annotation, cellular component: catalytic step 2 spliceosome; U5 snRNP. Lineage: Eukaryota; Metazoa; Arthropoda; Insecta; Hymenoptera; Braconidae. The coding region runs from base 155 to 7330 and encodes 2391 amino acids. Gene Ontology annotation, biological process: mRNA splicing, via spliceosome; spliceosomal tri-snRNP complex assembly. The record is from RefSeq and is a predicted model, not a curated record. The transcript has 5 exons. Gene Ontology annotation, molecular function: U5 snRNA binding; protein binding; U2 snRNA binding.
AUACCCACGCCGAUAAAUAACGUUUGUCAACGUCGGCAGUACUUUUUUUAAUUAUUAAUAUUUAUUAAUAUUAGACUGUUAGUGUUCAUAUAAUUAACAAGAUAUUAUUAUGUACUAAAAAUAAUAAACAAGGUGGUGACAUAAAUAUUACAAGAUGUCUCUCCCACCGUAUUUAUUGGAUCCGCAUUCGUGGACAAUUAUUGCCCAGCAGCAGGCCCAAGCCCAGCUGGCAGCAGCUGCUCAAGCUCAAGCCCAAGCACAAGCUCAGGCUCAAGUUCAUGCAGCAGCUCAAGCACAAGCACAAGCUGUUGCACAUCAUGCUCAUAUGCAAGCUAUGGUUAACAGUGGUGCUGUUGCUCCACCACUUCCACAAAUGCCACAACCACCAGAAAUAAUAACUGAAGAUAAAUUACAAGAAAAAUCACAAAAAUGGCAUCAAUUACAAACAAAACGUUUUGCAUCAAAACGUAAAUUUGGUUUUGUUGAUGCACAAAAAGAAGAUAUGCCACCAGAACAUAUUAGAAAAAUAAUACGUGAUCAUGGUGAUAUGAGUAGUCGUAAAUAUAGACAUGAUAAAAGAGUAUAUCUUGGUGCACUUAAAUAUAUGCCACAUGCUGUUAUGAAAUUACUUGAAAAUAUGCCAAUGCCAUGGGAACAAAUACGUGAUGUUAAAGUAUUAUAUCAUAUUACUGGUGCAAUAACAUUUGUCAAUGAAAUACCAUGGGUUGUUGAGCCAGUAUAUAUUGCACAAUGGGGAACAAUGUGGAUUAUGAUGAGACGUGAAAAACGUGAUAGACGUCAUUUUAAAAGAAUGAGAUUUCCACCAUUUGAUGAUGAAGAACCACCACUUGAUUAUGCUGAUAAUGUUUUAGAUGUUGAACCACUUGAAGCUAUACAAAUUGAACUUAAUUCAGAUGAAGAUCAAAGUAUUGCAUCUUGGUUUUAUGAACAUAAACCACUUGUUGGAACAAAAUAUGUCAAUGGAUCAACAUAUCGUAAAUGGAAUUUAAGUUUACCACAAAUGGCAACUCUUUAUCGUUUGGCAAAUCCAUUGUUAACUGAUCUUGUUGAUCAAAAUUUUUUCUAUCUAUUUGAUGCUAAAUCAUUUUUCACUGCAAAAGCACUUAAUAUGGCAAUACCUGGUGGACCAAAAUUUGAACCAUUAGUCAAAGAUUCAAAUACUGCUGAUGAAGAUUGGAAUGAAUUUAAUGAUAUCAACAAAAUUAUUAUACGACAACCAAUAAGAACAGAGUACAGAAUUGCAUUUCCAUAUCUCUACAAUAAUAUGCCACAUUUUGUUCAUUUAUCAUGGUAUCAUGCACCAAAUGUUGUUUAUAUAAAAACUGAAGAUCCAGAUUUACCAGCUUUCUAUUUUGAUCCAUUGAUAAAUCCAAUAUCACAUCGUAAUUCAUUAAAAACAGUUGAACCAAUGGUUGAAGAUGAUGAAGAUUUUAUAUUAGAUGAAGAAGUACAACCAUUUCUUCAAGAAACACCAUUGUAUACUGAUAAUACAGCAAAUGGUAUAGCAUUAUUAUGGGCACCAAGACCAUUUAAUACACGUUCAGGUCGUACACGUCGUGCAAUUGAUAUACCACUUGUUAAAUCAUGGUACAGAGAACAUUGUCCACCAGGACAACCAGUUAAAGUACGUGUAUCAUACCAAAAAUUAUUGAAAUAUUAUGUAUUAAAUGCAUUGAAACAUCGUCAUCCAAAACCACAAAAAAAACGUUAUCUAUUUAGAUCAUUUAAAUCAACAAAAUUCUUUCAAACAACAACAAUUGAUUGGGUUGAAGCUGGUUUACAAGUAUGUCGUCAAGGUUAUAAUAUGUUAAAUCUUUUGAUACAUCGUAAAAAUUUAAAUUAUUUACAUUUAGAUUAUAAUUUUAAUUUAAAACCAGUCAAAACAUUAACAACAAAAGAAAGAAAAAAAUCACGUUUUGGUAAUGCAUUUCAUUUAUGUCGUGAAAUAUUAAGAUUAACAAAAUUAAUAAUUGAUUCACAUGUACAAUAUCGUUUAAAUAAUGUUGAUGCAUUUCAACUUGCUGAUGGUUUACAAUAUAUAUUUGCACAUGUUGGACAAUUAACUGGAAUGUAUCGUUAUAAAUAUAAAUUAAUGCGUCAAAUACGUAUGUGUAAAGAUUUAAAACAUUUAAUAUAUUAUCGUUUUAAUACUGGACCAGUUGGUAAAGGUCCUGGUUGUGGUUUUUGGGCACCUGGUUGGCGUGUAUGGUUAUUUUUUAUGAGAGGUAUAACACCAUUACUUGAAAGAUGGCUUGGUAAUUUAUUAUCACGUCAAUUUGAAGGUAGACAUUCAAAGGGUGUUGCUAAAACAGUUACAAAACAACGUGUUGAAUCACAUUUUGAUUUAGAAUUACGUGCAUCUGUUAUGCAUGAUAUUGUUGAUAUGAUGCCUGAAGGAAUUAAACAAAAUAAAGCAAGAACAAUAUUACAACAUUUAAGUGAAGCAUGGAGAUGUUGGAAAGCAAAUAUACCAUGGAAAGUACCUGGUUUACCAAUACCAAUUGAAAAUAUGAUAUUACGUUAUGUUAAAAUGAAAGCUGAUUGGUGGACAAAUACAGCACAUUAUAAUCGUGAACGUAUACGUCGUGGUGCAACUGUUGAUAAAACUGUAUGUAAAAAAAAUCUUGGUAGAUUAACACGUUUAUAUUUAAAAAAUGAACAAGAAAGACAACAUAAUUAUCUUAAAGAUGGACCAUAUAUAUCACCAGAAGAAGCUGUUGCAAUAUAUACAACAACAGUACAUUGGCUUGAAUCACGUAGAUUUGCACCAAUACCAUUUCCACCAUUAUCAUAUAAACAUGAUACAAAACUUUUAAUAUUAGCACUUGAAAGAUUAAAAGAAGCAUAUUCAGUUAAAUCACGUCUUAAUCAAAGUCAAAGAGAAGAGUUGGGUUUAAUUGAACAAGCAUAUGAUAAUCCACAUGAGGCAUUAUCACGUAUUAAACGUCAUUUAUUAACACAACGUGCAUUUAAAGAAGUUGGUAUUGAAUUUAUGGAUUUAUAUAGUCAUUUAAUACCAGUAUAUGAUGUUGAACCACUUGAAAAAAUAACAGAUGCAUAUCUUGAUCAAUAUUUAUGGUAUGAAGCUGAUAAAAGACGUUUAUUUCCACCAUGGGUUAAACCAUCAGAUACAGAACCACCACCAUUACUUGUUUAUAAAUGGUGUCAAGGUAUUAAUAAUUUACAAGAUGUAUGGGAUGUAUCUGAGGGUGAAUGUAAUGUAUUACUUGAAUCAAAGUUUGAUAAAUUAUAUGAAAAAAUUGAUUUAACAUUAUUAAAUAGAUUACUAAGACUUAUUGUUGAUCAUAAUAUUGCUGAUUAUAUGACUGCUAAAAAUAAUGUUAUUAUAAAUUAUAAAGAUAUGAAUCAUACAAAUUCAUAUGGUAUAAUACGUGGUUUACAAUUUGCAUCAUUUAUUGCACAAUAUUAUGGUCUUGUACUUGAUUUAUUAGUACUUGGUUUAACACGUGCUAGUGAAAUGGCUGGACCACCACAAAUGCCAAAUGAUUUUUUAACAUUUCAAGAUACAGCAUCAGAGGGUGCACAUCCAAUACGUCUUUAUUGUCGUUAUGUUGAUAAAAUACAUAUAUUUUUACGUUUUAAUGCUGAAGAAGCUAGAGAUCUUAUACAAAGAUAUUUAACUGAACAUCCAGAUCCAAAUAAUGAAAAUAUUGUUGGUUAUAAUAAUAAAAAAUGUUGGCCACGUGAUGCAAGAAUGAGAUUAAUGAAACAUGAUGUUAAUUUAGGUAGAGCUGUUUUUUGGGAUAUUAAAAAUCGUUUACCACGUUCAACAACAACAAUUAAUUGGGAUUGUAGUUUUGUAUCUGUUUAUUCAAAAGAUAAUCCAAAUUUAUUAUUUAAUAUGAGUGGUUUUGAAUGUAGAAUAUUACCAAAAUGUCGUACAACACAUGAAGAAUUUACAGCAAAAGAUGGUGUAUGGAAUUUACAAAAUGAAAUAACAAAAGCACGUACUGCACAAUGUUUCUUACGUGUUGAUGAUGAAAGUCUUAAUCGUUUUCAUAAUCGUGUUAGACAAAUAUUAAUGGCAUCUGGUUCAACAACAUUUACUAAAAUUGUUAAUAAAUGGAAUACAGCAUUAAUUGGUUUAAUGACAUAUUUUCGUGAAGCUGUUGUUAAUACACAAGAAUUACUUGAUUUAUUAGUUAAAUGUGAAAAUAAAAUACAAACACGUAUUAAAAUUGGUUUAAAUUCAAAAAUGCCAUCACGUUUUCCACCAGUUGUAUUUUAUACACCAAAAGAAUUAGGUGGUUUAGGUAUGUUAUCAAUGGGACAUGUAUUAAUACCACAAAGUGAUUUACGUUGGUCAAAACAAACAGAUGUUGGUAUAACACAUUUUCGUUCUGGUAUGAGUCAUGAUGAAGAUCAAUUAAUACCAAAUUUAUAUCGUUAUAUACAACCAUGGGAAUCUGAAUUUAUUGAUUCACAACGUGUAUGGGCUGAAUAUGCAUUAAAAAGACAAGAAGCUAAUGCACAAAAUCGUAGAUUAACACUUGAAGAUUUAGAGGAUAGUUGGGAUCGUGGUAUACCACGUAUUAAUACAUUAUUUCAAAAAGAUAGACAUACACUUGCAUAUGAUAAAGGUUGGAGAAUACGUACAGAAUUUAAACAAUAUCAAGUAUUAAAACAAAAUCCAUUUUGGUGGACACAUCAACGACAUGAUGGUAAAUUAUGGAAUUUAAAUAAUUAUAGAACAGAUAUGAUACAAGCACUUGGUGGUGUUGAGGGUAUACUUGAACAUACAUUAUUUAAAGGUACAUAUUUUCCAACAUGGGAAGGUUUAUUCUGGGAAAAAGCAUCUGGUUUUGAAGAAUCAAUGAAAUAUAAAAAGUUAACAAAUGCACAACGUUCAGGUUUAAAUCAAAUACCAAAUCGUCGUUUUACAUUAUGGUGGUCACCAACAAUAAAUCGUGCAAAUGUAUAUGUUGGUUUUCAAGUACAACUUGAUUUAACUGGUAUAUUUAUGCAUGGUAAAAUACCAACAUUAAAAAUAUCACUUAUACAAAUAUUUCGUGCUCAUUUAUGGCAAAAAGUACAUGAAUCAAUUGUCAUGGAUUUAUGUCAAGUAUUUGAUCAAGAACUUGAUGCAUUAGAAAUUGAAACAGUACAAAAAGAAACAAUACAUCCACGUAAAUCAUAUAAAAUGAAUAGUUCAUGUGCUGAUAUAUUAUUAUUUUCUGCCUAUAAAUGGACAGUAUCAAGACCAUCAUUACUUGCUGAUACAAAAGAUUCAAUGGAUAAUACAACAACACAAAAAUAUUGGAUUGAUGUACAAUUACGUUGGGGUGAUUAUGAUUCACAUGAUAUUGAAAGAUAUGCACGUGCAAAAUUUUUAGAUUAUACAACUGAUAAUAUGUCAAUAUAUCCAUCACCAACUGGUUUAUUAAUUGCAAUUGAUUUAGCAUAUAAUUUACAUUCAGCAUAUGGUCAUUGGUUCCCUGGUUGUAAAGCACUUAUUGGACAAGCUAUGGCUAAAAUAAUGAAAGCAAAUCCAGCAUUAUAUGUAUUACGUGAAAGAAUUAGAAAAGCAUUACAAUUAUAUUCAUCUGAACCAACUGAACCAUAUUUAUCAUCACAAAAUUAUGGUGAAUUAUUUUCAAAUCAAAUAAUAUGGUUUGUUGAUGAUACAAAUGUAUAUCGUGUUACAAUACAUAAAACAUUUGAAGGUAAUUUAACAACAAAACCAAUAAAUGGUGCUAUAUUUAUAUUUAAUCCAAGAACUGGACAAUUAUUUUUAAAAAUUAUUCAUACAUCUGUAUGGGCUGGACAAAAACGUCUUGGUCAAUUAGCUAAAUGGAAAACAGCUGAAGAAGUUGCUGCAUUAAUUCGUUCAUUACCAGUUGAAGAACAACCAAAACAAAUUAUUGUUACUAGAAAGGGUAUGUUGGAUCCACUUGAAGUACAUUUAUUAGAUUUUCCAAAUAUUGUUAUUAAAGGAUCAGAAUUACAAUUACCAUUUCAAGCAUGUUUAAAAGUUGAAAAAUUUGGUGAUUUAAUAUUAAAAGCAACUGAACCACAAAUGGUAUUAUUUAAUCUUUAUGAUGAUUGGUUAAAAACAAUAUCAUCAUAUACAGCAUUUUCAAGAUUAAUAUUAAUAUUACGUGCAUUACAUGUUAAUACUGAAAGAACAAAAGUUGUAUUAAAACCAGAUAAAACAACAAUAACAGAACCACAUCAUAUAUGGCCAACAUUAACUGAUGAAGAAUGGAUUAAAGUUGAAGUACAAUUAAAAGAUUUAAUAUUAGCUGAUUAUGGUAAAAAAAAUAAUGUUAAUGUUGCAUCAUUAACACAAUCUGAAAUACGUGAUAUUAUAUUGGGUAUGGAAAUAUCAGCACCAUCAGCACAACGUCAACAAAUUGCUGAAAUUGAAAAACAAACAAAAGAACAAUCACAAUUAACAGCAACAACAACACGUACUGUUAAUAAACAUGGUGAUGAAAUAAUAACAGCAACAACAUCAAAUUAUGAAACACAAUCAUUUUCAUCAAAAACAGAAUGGCGUGUUAGAGCAAUAUCAGCAACAAAUCUUCAUUUACGUACAAAUCAUAUUUAUGUGUCAUCUGAUGAUAUUAAAGAAACUGGAUAUACAUAUAUAUUACCUAAAAAUGUAUUAAAAAAAUUUGUAACAAUAUCAGAUUUACGUGCACAAAUUGCUGGUUAUUUAUAUGGUAUAUCACCACCAGAUAAUCCACAAGUUAAAGAAAUACGUUGUAUUGUUAUGCCACCACAAUGGGGUACACAUCAAAAGGUAACUUUACCAAGUAUAUUACCAAAUCAUGAAUAUCUCAAAGAUAUGGAACCACUUGGUUGGAUACAUACACAACCAAAUGAAUUACCACAAUUAUCACCACAAGAUAUAUCAGCACAUGCUAAAGUUAUGGUUGAAAAUAGUGUAUGGGAUGGUGAAAAAACUGUUGUUAUAACAUGUAGUUUUACACCUGGUUCAUGUUCAUUAACAGCAUAUAAACUAACACCAAGUGGUUUUGAAUGGGGUAAACAAAAUCCUGAAUGUGGUAAUAAUCCAAAGGGUUAUUUACCAAGUCACUAUGAAAAAGUUCAAAUGUUAUUGUCUGAUCGUUUCCUUGGUUUCUUCAUGACACCAAGUCAAGGUUCUUGGAAUUAUAAUUUCAUGGGUGUUCGACAUCAGAUAACCAUGAAGUACGAAUUACAACUGGCUAAUCCUAAGGAAUUUUAUCAUGAAAUACAUCGUCCAGCUCAUUUUCUACUAUUUUCAAAUCUUGAGGAUGGUGGUGAUGGUGUUGGAGCUGAUCGUGAAGAUAUGUAUGCUUAAUUUGAAAGGAAAAAAAAUGUGUUGUAAAUAGUAACAAUUUUAUUAUUAUUUUUUUUUUUUUUCUGUACUUGAUAUUCAAUAAAAUACAGUUUGAUUUAUCUAAUUUUUAAUCAAUUAAAAAAAAAUUCAAUUCAUUAACUCGUUGAGAGUUAAUUUUAAUUUUUAUUCUAGAUAAAAUAAAGGUAACAAAAAAAAAAAGAAAAAAC